AUGCUCGAUCCAUCGUCCAGUGAAGAGGAAUCAGAAAAUGAGCCCAUCGAAGAUGAGAAUUCGGACGUUCUCAGCGUACCAAGCGCCGAACGAAGCUUAUCAGCUAGCGGGGAUAACUUGAGUGUUCAGAGCAGCCGUGCAAAUACCAGCCAGGUCAGACCAUCCAGCCCGAGUCCUUCUCUGAUCAGUGAACGGGAAAAAAGCGAAGAUGUCGACAAAAGCGAUGCAAAGUCGGAAGAGGAACGAAAACGUAGGUUGCAGCUUUAUGUGUUCGUCAUGCGAUGCAUCGCGUACCCGUUCAACGCGAAACAGCCAACCGACAUGGCCAGGCGACAGACGAAGAUCACGAAACAACAACUACAGACCAUCAAGGAAAGGUUCAAUGCCUUUCUGGUCGGCGAAACAAACAUCGUGGCCGACGAGGCUUUCACGAAUGCCGUGCAAAGUUACUACGAGGUUUUCGUCAAGAGUGACCGGGUUCUGGCCAUGGUGAAAAGUGGAGGUUCGUCGGCCAACGAUUUCAGGGAAGUGUUCAAGAACAACAUCGAGAAACGGGUGAGGAGUUUACCAGAAAUUGAUGGCUUGAGCAAGGAGACUGUCCUCAGUUCGUGGAUGACCAAAUACGAUGCCAUAUUUCGGGGUGAAGAAGACCCCAGGAAGCAUCCGCAGAGAGGAGGAACCACGGCAGCCUCUGAACUUAUUCUUAGUAAAGAGCAACUUUAUGAUAUGUUUCAGAAUAUAUUAAACGUCAAGAAAUAUGAACAUCAGAUAUUAUACAAUGCAUGUCAGCAAAUAUUAUUGGCUUCAUUUUCUUCUAUCGCUCUUUCUCCUUCUUCUAUCGCUCUUUCUCCUUCUUCUAUCGCUCUUUCUCCUUCUUCUAUCGCUCUUUCUCCUUCUUCUAUCGCUCUUUCUCCUUCUUCUAUCGCUCUUUCUCCUUCUUCUAUCGCUCUUUCUCCUUCUUCUAUCGCUCUUUUCUCCUUCUUCUAUCGCUCUUUCUCCUUCUUCUAUCGCUCUUUCUCCUUCUUCUAUCGCUCUUUCUCCUUCUUCUAUCGCUCUUUCUCCUUCUUCUAUCGCUCUUUCUCCUUCUUCUAUCGCUCUUUCUCCUUCUUCUAUCGCUCUUUCUCCUUCUUCUAUCCUUUCUCCUUCUUAUCGCUCUUUCUCCUUCUUCUAUCGCUCUUUCUCCUUCUUCUAUCGCUCUUUCUCCUUCUUCUAUCGCUCUUUCUCCUUCUUCUAUCGCUCUUUCUCCUUCUUCUAUCGCUCUUUCUCGACCAUUUUUUACCUCUCAUCUUCGUUUCUUCCUCUUAA
This is a messenger RNA of Acanthosepion pharaonis, 1305 nucleotides long. NCBI's taxonomy places the organism in Eukaryota, Metazoa, Mollusca, Cephalopoda, Sepiida, Sepiidae. The record is from the annotation of a GenBank genome assembly.